Messenger RNA from Desarmillaria tabescens, 1694 nucleotides. RefSeq lists its product as uncharacterized. The record is from RefSeq and is a predicted model, not a curated record. The transcript is spliced from 3 exons. Bases 289 to 1659 code for a protein of 456 amino acids. NCBI's taxonomy places the organism in Eukaryota, Fungi, Basidiomycota, Agaricomycetes, Agaricales, Physalacriaceae.
AGAUAACAGCACCGAAAGUUUGUCGAGAACCCGCCGUUGUCGGCGGACGCGACAAAUAGCAUUUCAACGAACUCGGGCCGUCCGCCGGCUUUCUAUUUUAGCAGAAUAAAUCACAGGUGUGUCGAUGACGUUUUCCAGCGGGUUUUCCUGAGACUUCCUUUCCUUCCAUCCUCCUCACCUCGUCUCGUCUCUAACUUACGAAUUUGAAUAUCUUCUUCCUGGGUUACAGGCAAAUACAGACUUGCGAAUUCGGAAUAGGCAUACAUUAACGCGGUACCAGACAUUCUCAUGCCGAUUUUUUCUAGAGACAACGGCGACGAUAAUGGCGAAUUAUGUGGAGUAAAGAAAGCCGGGGACAUCAUAGCAUGCGUAUUCUGGUUGAUUCCAAUGUCUAUGGUCGGCAUACUGAUCGGGUACGGGAUCCUUUUUGGUUGCUUCUUCCCCCUUUGCGCCGAAUUGUACAACAAGACCGUCGCAUCUUAUACUGCCUACCAUCAAGAGUACCUGCCCACUUUCAUCGAAUUCUACGCCUACGCCGGGAUUCUCCACCCCCUACGCCGUAUACGCGUCUGCUGGCGUAGCCUUAUCUCGAAAUUUCGGAAAAAUGCCACAACGCUGAACGUACCCCGAGAAUGCACCUUUCCCCAAGAACUAUUCGAAAUCAUAAUAAACUUCUGUUAUCCUCACAGACAGACCCUUCUCACCUGCAGUCUCGUAUGCAAAGCAUGGGUCCCGACCAGCCGGCGUCUAUUAUGGAUACACGUUCAUUCGGGCGACCGCGUGCGACAAUUAGUGAAGCUCUUGAACUCGCCGGAUAGUGCCAUAUCUCCUUACGCUCAGAAAGUUUCGCUUUCGAUGUACACGAAACAGGACAGGCUGAUGAGAUAUCGACACGCCCUCCGCACCCUUGCUAAUGCCGACUCCAGGAUAAUCCGAGCGAAAAUUACUGGACAGUCUUUAGAACCAGCGAGAGCACUACGUCGUUAUUUCCCACACCUCAGACGUCUUUCCUUCAGCUAUGAGGAUAAAGGUGACAUAGAAGAGACAUCCGCCGCCAAUUUCAGGCGCAUCCUCCUGUAUUCGAGUCUUUUCUGUGACCUCCAGCACCUUUCAAUCCAGUUCAACAGGCAGGGAAAUAGUACCGAGGAUAUCCCACUUUCGUCACUGGAAGAGAUAACCCUUCCUGCGGGUUUGCGUUCGCUCUCGAUAAAAACCUGGAACAAGGAUUUCUUAUGUUGGAUAAAAAGGCAUCGUGCUACACUUAGGCUAACGACUUUCAAACUGAAAGUUGAUAGCCACUGGCAGAGCGCACUGGAUUCACACCUCAUCAGCGCCAUAUUGAGACCCUGUCGCACCUCUCUUCAGUUCGUCACUCUAACGAUUUUCGAAUGUAAAAAUGGUUUCCUCAAUCUUGAUUACCUGACAGAACUUCGGGUAGUCGUGUUUUACGUCUAUCACAUCCCCUCUUCAAAGGCUACGCUGUCAUCACUGAACUCAAGCCACAUUGAAAAUAUCACGAUCUUGACACGCGAUGGGGAAAAUAUGACACGCGACUAUUUUGAUCAGUUCAUGACUGGAAUUAGCUUCAGUUUUUCGUAUGGGAAAUCAGGAUUGCGACGAUAUGUUCCAUCUAUCGUCGGUAGUAGCCAUGAUAUUUAAUGUUUGAUUCAUAAUGUCCGACCUUAUUUGGCCCU